Molecule: messenger RNA, 3150 nt
Organism: Gymnodraco acuticeps
Lineage: Eukaryota; Metazoa; Chordata; Actinopteri; Perciformes; Bathydraconidae
Gene: slc13a5b
Product: solute carrier family 13 member 5b
Biological process (GO): monoatomic anion transmembrane transport; citrate transport
Cellular component (GO): membrane
Molecular function (GO): succinate transmembrane transporter activity; citrate transmembrane transporter activity; sodium:dicarboxylate symporter activity
Source: RefSeq, a predicted model, not a curated record
AUGGUACGAAAGCCUCAUUUUCUCCGUUUCUUCAGGAUGGCAUUCUUCAAAUAUCUUCGCUCUGUUAAGAAUGAGAUUAUCCUUUUCUCAACUCCAUUACUUCUUCUUCCACUGCCUUUAGUGAUCGGGACAUCGGAAGCAGAAUGUGCCUUUGUGAUAAUCAUGAUGGCAGUUUACUGGUGCACAGAGGUCCUACCACUGGCAGUCACUGCUCUUCUCCCAGCCAUCCUUUUCCCUUUGUUUGGCAUCAUGCAAUCCAAAGAUGUGUGUAUGCAGUACCUGAAGGACACAAACCUGUUGUUUGUGGGGGGGUUGAUGGUUGCUGUCGCCGUGGAGCACUGGAAUCUGCACAAGCGCAUCGCCCUGAGGGUGCUGCUCUUUGUUGGUGUGCGUCCAGCGCUUUUGAUGUUGGGCUUCAUGGGUGUCACAGCCUUCUUGUCCAUGUGGAUCAGUAACACAGCUACCACAGCCAUGAUGGUGCCUAUUGUGCAAGCAGUGCUGCAGCAGCUCAACAACAGUGAGGACGAGAUACCUAAGAUCCUCAGCUCAGAAGAGCCGGAGCAGACAUCAGAGACUGACAGCAAACAGGCUCCACAGACAGAGAAGCAGAGUGAGGGACAAGGACCAGUGGUGGUGACUUUCUUGGAUGCCGCAGUCGAGGAUGCCAUGCGUAAGGAUGCAGAGGAAAAGAUGAAAAUGUGUAAAGGGAUGACCUUGUGUGUUUGUUACGCUGCCAGCAUUGGAGGCACUGCCACACUGACAGGAACCGGUCCCAAUCUGGUGCUCAAAGGCCAGAUGAACCAACUCUUCCCUGAAAAUGGAGAUGUGAUUAACUUUGCCUCCUGGUUUGGCUUUGCCUUCCCUAACAUGAUCAUCAUGCUCACGCUGGCCUGGCUUUGGCUGCAGUUUGUCUUUAUGGGAUUUAACUUUAAGAAGACGUGGGGUUGUGGGGCUGUGAAGACAGAAAAGGACAUCGCUGCUUAUAAUGUGAUCCGUGAGGAGCACCGUCGGCUGGGGCCCAUGUCCUUUGGAGAGAUAAGUGUCCUGGGUCUCUUCACACUGCUGGUGGUGCUGUGGUUCACAAGAGAGCCAGGCUUUGUCAACGGCUGGGCGACAAAUAUCUUCAACUCCAAAGCAGAGUAUGUGACAGAUGCCACAGUGUCAAUCUUCAUUGCCAUCCUUCUUUUUGUUUUACCCUCAAAACCCCCAAGUUUCUGUUCGUGGAGGACUCAACGUUUUGACACAGCACCCCAUCAAAAUACCGGGCCGACUCCUCCUCUGCUCACCUGGAAAGUUGUUCAAAAAAAGUUACCGUGGGGCAUUGUGCUUCUUCUUGGUGGAGGUUUUGCUCUUGCCAAGGGCAGUGAAGUAUCUGGACUCUCAAAGUGGAUGGGAGAUCAAAUGACUCCCCUGCAACACAUCCCUCCCUGGGCAAUAGCUAUCAUCUUAUGCCUGCUGAUUGCUACCUUCACAGAGUGCACCAGUAAUGUUGCCACUGCGACGCUCUUCCUACCUGUCUUAGCCUCAAUGUCUCAGUCCAUUGGAAUCAAUCCACUGUACGUCAUGGUGCCUUGUACGCUGAGUGCCUCUUUUGCUUUCAUGCUGCCUGUUGCCACGCCUCCAAACGCUAUAGUCUUCUCUUAUGGAUACCUCAAGGUUUCUGACAUGGCUAAGACAGGAAUAGUCAUGAACAUAAUUGGCAUCCUUUGUAUAACACUGGCCAUUAACACCUGGGCCAAGGCCAUGUUUGACCUGGACACCUUCCCCGCCUGGGCCAACGUCACCGGGGUGUGAGCUUGGUUCUGCCAGAGAAGAAGACCCAUGCACAGCCUGCCCUCCCUACACCGGCGCCAGACCAAGACCUCUGGUCAGAGCCAUAGCACAGGAGCACAUGGUGGACCGCAAGUGUCCAAUCGUUGUUAGAGUACAACGCCCUCGAGGCUUGUUCUCAUUGACACCUGAGUCUUGCUUGUAAAAGAAAGUGGCUAUGAAAAUGGUUGGGAAUGACAUUUAAAACAAUGUUUUAUAUUUUAUUAUAAUGAAUUUACACUUAAAAGAAAAACGCAUUACAUUCAUGUACCAGUAUAAAAAAAAUAUAUAUAUAGGGUCAGUGUAUUCAAAAUUGAACAGCCAACAAAUGGGCUGUUAAUAAGGUCAAAGUUAAUUGAAAUGUUUUACAUAGAAAGUUAACCACAUCUAAAAAAGCCAUUCAUCAUAAUAUAAGAUCGUUACUUUGCACAUUAACUCAAGUACUGCACUUACACGUACAUUUUUUAGAUAUAAUUGUUUUAGAAGAUUAACAUUUGAUGCCGCUUUUGCUUUCACCUUGUAUUUCAGAGGGACUUUUGUCUUUUUUUAUUAAAUGUAUCCGACAGCUGUAGUAACUAGUAACUUUUCAUAUUAAGAAAAUAUAAACUAUUAUCAUAGAUUAAUAUACAUGUAUAAAGCACAAUCGAAACAAGACACAUCAUUGAAAUUCCUCUUAACGUGUUGAAACUGUAAAUGUCUGCCCAAAUAGCUCACCGGUCUCUGCUGCCAAAUAUGGACCAGACUCGUGAUUGACUAUUUUUACAUUGUUUUAUAUUGCAGCAUUUAUUAGUACUAGUUUACUUAGUAAGAACCGCUAAUGGAUUCCCCCUGCACUGCUUUCAAGCACUGAAUUUUUAAAUCUCAAUAAAAACACAUCUCAUAAAAUAUAUUUAGAGUAACAAACUGUUGUUUCUGAGGUUUGCCCUUUUGUUAUUUACAGGUAAUAGGCUGAAACAUGACACUAAGUUAACGUAUGUCCCUGUGUUGAUCUUCUGUAUACAGAUGUAUGUUUGUUUGUUAAAGGCUUGUUCCAGCAUCUGUUGAACUUUUUGAAUCGAUACAAUGCAAGAAACCAAUAUUUGCCUUUUACAGUCACACUGCCUUAUUGUACUUUAAACAGAUGUUCUAUCUUUUGAUCAAUACAUUUUAGAAAGUCUGCCUGCAAUAAUGAAUUCUGACUGAAUUGCCAAGAAAGAACCAAUGUAUUUUUCAGUUCUAUUUUAAGACUUUUGUACCUGACAGAUGACGAUUUGAGUACCUUUUAUGCCUAAAACGCCAAUGGGCUGAAAUAGACACAUGUAUAUCAUUGUUCUGUGACAAAAUAAAAGACAGGAAUUAAAA